This is a messenger RNA of Rhincodon typus (whale shark), 10208 nucleotides long. RefSeq names its product F-box and leucine-rich repeat protein 18 (gene fbxl18). Gene Ontology annotation, biological process: SCF-dependent proteasomal ubiquitin-dependent protein catabolic process. The coding region runs from base 1 to 1839 and encodes 612 amino acids. The record is from RefSeq and is a predicted model, not a curated record. Lineage: Eukaryota; Metazoa; Chordata; Chondrichthyes; Orectolobiformes; Rhincodontidae. The transcript is spliced from 4 exons.
AUGGAGCCAGAAGAGCUUGACCUGACAGGAUGCCGUAUGACAUCACUACGUCUGUCCAGAAUGCUGUCUGUACUCUGUAACCUGCGGUCCCUUGCUUUAGAUGUCAGCCAAGGAUUUGAUGUGGGCCAACUGAGCAGUGAGUGUAAGGCAACACUUGGCAAAGUAACUGAACUGAAGCAGACUUUAUUCACCCCUUCUUAUGGUGUUGUUCCGUGCUGUACCAAUCUGGAGAGGCUAUUGCUUUAUUUUGAAAUCCCAGAUCGGACUCGUGAAGGAGAAAUGCUCUCAGGCCAACUGAUGGUCGGACAAAGCAACAUCCCGCACUAUCAAAAUCUCAAGGUAUUCUAUGCAAGGCUGUCACCUGGCUACGUUAACCAGGAAGUUGGGAGGUUUUACCUGUCAGUUCUGAGCAUUCGGACUCCCGAGAACUUGCGUGCCUUUAUCCUGUCCGUCCCUGGAGUUUUUGUUGACACUGGAUGCUCCACACGGAACUUUCUAGAUUGCAUGACCAAAAACUUUAGCUUGGAGGCACUGCAGCUCCCUCGAUCCUGGUUGAAUGGAUCCUCACUUCUACAUUCCUCACUUUUGCACACCAUUACAUUGAGCAACCCUGUCUAUUUGAACUUCAGCCAUUGCAUACUGUCUGGCUGUCAGCUGAGUCAUCAAAUCAUUAAUGGAGGCAGAAACGUCCAGUCACUAGUUAGCUUGAACCUCAGCGGUUGUGUCCAUUGCCUGCUAUCAGACUGCUCUGUCUUUCGCAAGGCUAAAGACGACAUUGAUUUCGAUGUGGUGGAAGCACUGGUAAACUGUUGCACUAACCUGAGGCACCUGAAUCUGUCUGCAGCUCACCACCACAGCCCUGAGGGCACCGGAAGGCACUUGUGCUUGCUUCUGGCAAGAUUGAAGCAGUUGCGUUCGUUAUCGCUCCCAGUGUGUUGUGUGGUGCAAAGUGCCAAAAACACUGACAAACUGCCUAAUCAUGCAGUGCCAGCUUUACAGGCACAGUCUGUGCGCCGGGGUCUGGGAAAGAAGGUUCGAAUUGGAGUUCCGACCUAUCCAAGGAAUAUUCAGGAGCAGCUGUCGUUGAAUUUGCCAGCAACUGUGUUUGGGACUCUACUGGAGAAUAUUCCCUUUUUGGAAGAGCUGGAGUUGAUUGGGUCCAGUUUCUCGUCGAAUGUGCCUCGAAAUGAGCCUGCCAUCAGGAACAUGCAGCCACCCUGUGACCGAGCACAGCGGAUCCGAGACGAAGAGCUGGCACUUAUUGGACAUUUGCAGCGCCUGCGCAGUCUGACCUUGGCCCAACUUCCUGGCAUUCUCACAGGGUCAGGGCUGAUUGGCAUUGGACUGAAGUGUCAGCAGCUACAGACAUUAUCCCUGGCAAACCUUGGGCUGCUGGGUAAGGUGGCUUACAUGCCAGCCUUGUGUGAAAUGCUGAAACACUGCAAACAGUUGAAGGACUUGAGACUAGAACAGCCGUACUUGUCAGCAAGUGCACAGUUCUUUCAAGCACUGGGGCACUGCUCAUCACUGGAGCGAUUCUGCAUAGUUUCUCGGCACGGAACCUUCCAGCAUGAUGCAGUGAUAUCAUUCAUGACCAAGUGCCCAAAUGUCAUCAUGUGUCACAUGUUUACAGGAGAGACUCUGGUGGCCUGCAAGAAUCUUCAGCAAGCGCUGAUCACAGGUUUCCAGACUGACCGUCCUGCACUGAAUGUGGCCGUAUUCCCACUUCUUCACGAAGGACUCGCUGACAUAAUCCGAGAUGUUCCAAUGAUGCACUUGGAUGAAAUAACUCUGUUUAAAAGCCGUGUUGCAGAAGACCCUCUGCAUCUCUGGUGGUGAUAUUCUGACCAAGAAGAAAAAGAAAGUUAAUAGUGUGGUGAUCCCUAUGUGUGACUAUUUCCUUCAAGUUCCCCUGCUUGUCAAUAACAUUGUUGUUUAAAAUAAAACAUAUUCGUUUACUAUCUUGUGGAAACCGGAAAAAGGUUGAAGCUUGAAAAUUACAAGUUUUUUUGCUGCCUUGUUUUGUAGGUAAACGCCAUUGAAUCUGGGUCAUCACCAGUUGUGGUGGAUUUUAUGUGUGGCAAGUUUUAUGUUGUGCCUGCUGUAGUCUUUACAAUAACUGGAAAUAACAUGAGAAGUAAAGGACAAGUAACAACCUAUCAACUCUCAUCCCACUAAUAUCAUAAUUCUACCGCAAUAGCAUUCAUUGUGUUUCAAGCAUUACUAAUGUUCGCCUCUACUUGCUGCUUACUUUACUUUUCAUGAGAUUAAAUCCCCUGAUUUGACUUUUCUUCACUUUUUUACAAAACUUUGAGUGUAACCAGGUUUACAUUAGCUUUCCUUUUGUUUGUUACCCUGUUGCCAGAUUAAUUGCUACUUUUCUUGACCGUUCUUGAUCAUCAGUAACUUUCCUUGAGUUCUUUCACGUUACAGUUGGGAUCAGUCUUAUUCGUCUCUGGACUGUCUUUGGUGUUUGUAUAUGUUCUUUGUGAUGUAGUGACCAGCAUUAAAUACAUUUCUUCAAGUGUGAGCUGACCAAUGUGCUGUAACGUUUUUGUGUAAUCUUUGGCUCUUGUUCCCGAUCUUCUGGCUAAGUAUUUCACCAGUCUUUUUACCUUCUCAUUAAGUUACUUUGUGGUAUACUGCCACCAUCCCCAAUUCGAUUUUUAGAUCUCUGAUUUCUAAUUCAUUGUGUAUAUAUGCAUGUGACUGAACAUAGAAUUUACAGUACAGCAACAGGCAUUUGGCCCAGCUACUGUGUGCCAGAAUUUAUGCUCAGUAUGAGAUGCCUUCUCCCACCCUGAUUUAUCUAAUCCUAUGAGCAUUGCUUCAUUUCCUUUGUCCAUUAUGUACUAUCUAACUGCUACAUAAAUGCAGCUAUGACUAUUAUCUAACCUCCCUGUAUAUGUACAAUCCUAUUAUCUACAUUAAAUGCAUUUACUGUUUGAAUAGCCAGAGAGACAGAGAGGUAAUUUUAAAUCUGUUCUAACAUUUUACACUUGGUCAAUAUUGCUGAUUGGCAUUUCUUGGCCACUAUCAACCCUAUCAUGUGGAAGCACGUAUCAUAUGCAUUCCCUCUUUGUAUUGUCUGCCCCAAGCGUCCAGCCAAAGCUGGAAUUCUGCCUUUACUCAGAUAAAGUGAGAUUGUGUAUCACUAGCUUCUCAAUUUGAGCAGAACAGAAGUGCAACACACGGACAAAUGAUAAAUUGCUUUCAUGACUCCUGUGGUGACUGAAUUUGAAGACCCUUUAUCACUCAACUUGUUCUCAGGCUCCAUCUCUUCUCCAAACUCCGUUUGCUGCUCUCAUCUGGGACCUUGCAUGUGCUGCUGCACUUGGCUUCCUUUCUAUACAUUUUGGAGUAGGUUGGAUAUGGGAUCCCAAAUCUGGCUCUAGUACCCUAUUGUUAUUCAAAAGAAUUAAAUACCUUCCAAGAUUCAAAGUAGAAUAUGAUUUUGAACUAGGAAUUUUGAACUGUUGCAGUACUGCUAAGUUACUGUUGGUAGCACUGCUGAGCUGUCAAAAAUCUGUUUGUGGCAGCACCACCUUGAUUGUAAGUGUAGGGAUUGCAAAACAUUGUGUUCUAUUUGCUAGUUCAUGGAUUAAAACUAUCACUUUUAUGAUGUAUUGAAUAAAAUGUUUUACAACCAGGAUCCUCACUUGGGUAAUGACAAGUCUGUGUCAGUGCUAGCACUUCAAGUGAUUCGCUCUGAUCAAAAGUCUGCCCUUAUCGUCCUUUUCUUCCUAUGCCCCAAUCUUGAUGGUUGGUGAUCAAAUUUUGGUGACAUGUCAAAGCACGAUGGAGCUGCCUUGCUGCUGCAGCUUUCUUCCACCUUUGCAGCUGAUGAGAUGUUGAAGACUUUUAGACCAUGUUUUCUCUGGCAUCUCCCACUGCCCUUGUUACCUCGUGCAGCUCUGCUGAGGAAUAAAGAACUCCCAACAGGAUCUCUAGGACCUCAUGGUGCAAAAGCUUUGCCACCACAUCAAGGUGGCAGUCUACAGAGAAGAUGACAUUCUGAGGUAUGCACAAUAAAUCAAGUCAUGUUCAGAGCUCUAAGAGGGAAUAUUAGCCAAAUCCUGUAAUGACAGAGGGAUUAGAUCUAUAAGCAGUCUUUAGUCAAGACUCUGUGUACAAGUGACACAUGCUUGUGAUUUGUUGGACACUUGUAUUCAGUUGGAGGUGCCUUUGGGGAGCAGCAUCUGUGACUGAAUUGCCCUCUUCAGAAUCCCUCUUAUCCCAAACGGGGAGAGGUUAGAAGAGAUGCCUAAAAAUAAGCUGCCCCACUUUCUCCUCCCUCCCUGCUUACAGCCUGCAAGGUCACCAUUCUUUGAGGUCAUUUAAACAGAUCUGAGUUUUCACACACAAGGUUAAUACCCCACUUGGAUAAGAGGUUAUCUGUCAGGCCUAGCCUCGAGUCUCAAAAGAUUUGGCCAGGUAGAUGAAUCUGUACUUAGAACCUUUUAAUAAUGAUGGGACCUUGUUUAAAUUGACACUAAGUCACAUCCAGUGUAAUGGUUCUAGAACAUUCCAUAUUGAUGUCUUAUAGGAUAUGGUAGAAUGGUACUUUAUCUAACAGGCCUUGAAGGACAUAGCUCGAGAGUUUAAAUCCCGUCAUGGUCACCUGUAAAAUUGAAUUUAGUAAACAUGGUAAUUUGUAGUCUUCAGGGUUUAUUGUAAAAUCACAGCCGGCUGACUUGGUCUUCCAGCUCAGCACAGCCUGACCAUCAGCUUCUGCAUAAAGUAGUCCAUUAAGUCAAUGAGUUUUCAUUAGAUGAAACUUUAACUCUGUUUUCCUCUCUAUCAAUCUAAUCUGCGGAGUGUUUUCAAACAUUUUCUAUUUUUGCCUUGCUAGUGUUGCCCACGUUAUAAGAACAACAAAGAAUAUGCUGAUGGAUCUGAUUUCUUACUUUUAAACAAUGAAACCACAUGAGGCUGUAAUCCACUGGAACCAACCCAGACCUCAAUAAGCUAUUAACUAUAUGAGCCAGUGAUUCACAUAUGACCUCCCCAGUUCCAUUCUGGAAUUAGUGGAAUCGGGUUGAACUGCACAAUCAGCUUUAAGUGCCUUAAUCCUAGCUAAGACCAUCUGCAAUUACGCCUCCUAAACCAAUUGAAGCUGCAUCAGUUCUAGUGAUCACCUUCAAAAGUGAAAGCCAAGACUAAGUAUCUAUUAAGUUCCCACUUGCCCUGAUUGAUCUCUGUGUGGUAUUUAAUGGUACUCCGACUACUAGCACAAAUGGAAAAAAAACUAUUAUUGCUUUAUGUACCAUUUUCUUUCAGUGCUGCAGUUAUUCUAGUCUAGCAGCAUAACUCCAUGUACCUUAACCCUGUUGAAAAUAAACAGUAAUAUUUAGUUAUCAGUAACGUAGAUUUACUGAAUCAAGUAAAAUGCAAUGAUCUAUUGAUCACUGUCAGCAGAGAUUCCAGGUGGAGGUUAGUUGCUUAGUUAAAUCCUCUUUGACCGUGCUAGACUGUUGUUCCUAAUUUGGUUACUAUAAUUGGAAAUCUAGUUUGAAGCCUCUGUUUUAGUAAGUUCAAUCCCAGAUGGCUAUCUUUAACUGUUUACCUAUAGAUGAUCUAUUGCAGCAUCAAAACUCUAAAGGUGUUUCAGCUGGGUUAGAUUAACUGUUUGUGCAUUAAUACCAUAUAUGAGCAAUCCUGAGUGCAUAUCUUACCAUACUUACAUUUUUGCCUUGCUUUGGCAGGCUUGAAAGCCAUUACUCUUUGUUUUUCUUCUAAAGAAAUCUUAACCGAAAUUAUAGAGUGAAGCUACUUGAGAAUGUACAGUACCAGAAAAAGACAGUUUGGUCCAUCUGACAGGCCCCACUGUUAGAAUAAAGACUCUGUGAUUCACUACACAUUACCCUCAUUUCAGUUUCUCACCCAACCCCCAUUAAAAUUGCUGAUGCUGUCAGCCUCUGCUACUUCUCUAGACACUUCAAACAUUCAACACCCUCUCUGUGAUCCUCCCUCUGCUGAACUGCAUUUCAUGUCCUCCACAGUGCUGUUCCCAGGGCUGUGGUAAGGAGUUUCUUAGGGUUCAACUUAAGAUGUCAAAUGCUUCAAUAAAAUCCUUCUCAGACCACCCUAUUAUUUAUAAACUGAGCUUCUCCAGUCUCUCCUUUUACCUCAGAUGUUUUAUAUCUCUAUUAUUUGGUAUGAAAAUCAUGAUGGCUUUUAAUAAAGUAUGGAGAAGCUGUUUCUAUUGCCACCAGUGUCAGUAAUAGGAGGCAUGGAUUUAAGCUGCUUGGCACAAGGAGCAGAGUGUGCUGUCAUCAGUUAGAAUUCACUGUCUGAAAGGGAAGUACAAGCAGACUCAAUAGUGACCUUUAAAGAGAAUUGAAUAAAUACUUGAAAUGCAAAAAAAAAGGGCUAUAGGAAAAAUGGAAGGAAUGGGAUCAAUUGGAAACCCCUUACAAAGAGGUAGGAUAGAUGUGCUUCCUUCCAUGUUGCAUAAACUUAUGAUUUUACUUUGAUUUUAUGAUUCACAUUUUCCGACACUGAGUCCUUCCUUGUACAAGAACCAGAACACCACAUGCAAUUCUGGGUGGGGCGAACUGCCCUGAAUCACGUCCUAUGCUUGCUUGAUUCAUUUCAUAACACUCAAGUAUCCUAUUUCCUUCAUCCGUUGCUGCUGGAUGUCUUUUUAAGGAUCUAUCCGCCAUCAUCCUCUUGAUCAUUAUCAUGUACAGUGUUAUAGAAUUAGAAGAUGUAGGGUGGAAUUUGGAGUAGUAAAUGUUUAUUUGGAGCACUAACAUCAGCAUAGGCCAUGCUGGGGCUAAAUAACCUUUUUCUGUGCUUGAAGAUUUUAUGUAAUCUUCACCUCCCUACCAAUACCUCAAAACCUCUCUUAUUAUCCCUUAUCUUAAUUCCUGUCUCAAUCCAUAGAGGUUUUAUUUCCUGCAGUUUAACAUUAUUUACAAUAAAUGCACCCUGACCUCAGCUGUGAAGCCUUGUACAUCGGUUUCUAUCCUUCAUGAUGUGCUGCUACUUUAAUUCUUAGUUAAACGUUGAUGUACUGUGAUUUAAUAUUGCAAUCAUUGCAUUAUCCACAACAUAACAUUUAACAUCAUGCUUUUCAUGCACUUUUUGUUUAUGGUUUUAUGCAUAUUAUUUUUAAAAACCUUGCCUCGAUUCUUGUACAAUCCCACCUCAGCUAGUUACUAAAUUUCAUUAUUUUAAUGUGCUUACUGAAUGAUUCAAACCUAUGUCAUUCUUAGAGGAGCAGGAAACCUGACAUUUUGGGUUGAGACCCUUCUGAAACGUCAGCUUUCCUGCUCCUCUGAUGCUGCCUGGCCUGCUGUGUUCCUCCAGCUCCACACUGCGUUAUCUCAGACUCCAGCAUCGGCAGUUCUUACUAUCUCUAUGUCAUUUUUACUUCAUUAAUUAAAUGUUCUGCCUUACCAUAUGAGUUUAAGUUUGCUGGUACCCAUACUUUUUAGUCUCUUAGCUAGUAUGUUGGUGCUUCUAGGUUUCAACUGAAAGCCAUCCCUUCUGUGCAAUCUAUCACAAUCCUUGAGUGCAUUUCAGUAUCCAAUUUAUCCGAAACUCUAAAUGCUUCCCUGUUUUAACAUAUCUCUUAUUCUGAUCUAUAGUGCCCAACAUGGCAUUGGAAGUAACGCAGCGAUGACACAUCAAGCUCCUCUUCCUCAUCAUAAACACUGAGCCUCGCAAAAAUCCAGUUGCAGGAUUCUCUUCCUACUGCUGCUUCUGUUGUUGGCCGUCACAUCAAUCAUUGCCACUGGCUGCUUCCCAUUUGCUUGGCCAUUGAAUAGCAGCUUUCCCAUAUUCCUGUCCUUUCCCUAAAGUCGCUCUCAUUAUUCUGCUGUUUCCUAACUAUCUUAUGAAGGCUGCGAUCCAGAACUCACCAUCCUUUUGGAUAUUAAUAGCUGCAGGGAUUUUUAACAUAGAUCCCCAGAAUAUUUUAUCAAUCUCCAGGGUGACCCACAUCCAAAAUCCUGUAUGUAACCUGAGAGGUCCCUUACCAUCUAUUUCUAGAUAUAUCAAUUAUGAGAAGAAAAUGUUUAUUCUUUGACAAUCUCUCAGCACACAAUCUAGACCAGUUUGAUUAGGUACAUUAGCAGAAAGUUUGUGCACAUUCCUGCGAUGGAUUUGUAAUGUUCCACAUGUUCUUGAAGUUCUCUUAAUCCAGCUGUUCAAACCUGCUACGGUUCAUAUCUAUACAACUUCAACCCUGACCUCCCUUUGGAUAGUGCUUUCUUGAACUCUGGCAAUAAACUCUGCCAGGACAAAAUUCCUUGCUUACUUUUCUUUUGCAAAUCACAGACAUUAGUGAGAGAUUUUAUUUCAUAAUUGAUGCCAGCCCUGAUCCUGUAACAUCAGUCUAAAUAUAUAUCUUCUGGAUUGAGUAAGACAUUCUCACUUAAAUCUCACGCCCUGUUUUUUUUUUCCUCAAAAUAAAAAGCAAGUUCAUUUUCUCAAGAUUAUGAGGGCUUUUGAUUAAAUAAAUGUAGGCAAACUGUUUCCACAGGGAGGAGGAUCAGUGACCAGAGGGCACAGGUUUAAAAUUAUUAGCAAAAUAACCAGGAGGAAGGGAGAGAUGAGAAUUUUGUUUUCCCUACAAUAAAUUUGGAAUGCACCUGGAAUGUACUGCCUGAAAUUAUGAUGGAAGCAGAUUCGAAAGCCAUUUUCAAAAAGGAAUUGAAAGCAUAAAAAAAACUGUGGGGAAGGAACAAAGGAGGGGGACUAACUGGAAAGCUCGUUCCAAGAGUGGGAACUUGCAUUUUUAUUGAAUCUUUGGAGUGAACAGCCAGGUGUUGUUGGAACUUUAGCAAAGAAGAAAAGAAGCAAUACCUUCCUGUUCUGUUCACAGUGAUUCCUAUGCUAAAUAACUGUUAGGGAGCAAUUUCAUAGGUCAGCUAUUCUGAACUUCAACAUUGAAAAAUGUUUGUUACAGUCAAGAUCCAAUUCUAGUGCUCUGUGUGAUCCCUUCCUCACUUGUUUGCAACAUAAACUAUUUUAAAUUGGCAAAACCUCAGCUUGGGAGAAGGUAGAAUAAUUGAUGUUAAAGUAUCUGCAAUAAGGUUAUUGGUACCCCUGCAGAUUUUUCAUAGCAUUAUUCUGUUUCUCUUGUCUCAUUUUCUUUCAACACUUGUAAAUUCUAUAGUCCUUGACAAAAAAGUGCCAAAUUAAGUAGGAGAAGUUUUCAGUUGUUUAUUGCCUUGUGGUAACAGACUUGACCUCAAUAUCUACCUUUAAGUGACUUUUUUUCAUUCUUCAAUGGGAAUAUGAACAUUGUGGGAAAUACAAGCAUUUACUGCUCAGCCUCUGGGAGGUGCUGGUAAGAAGCCUUCUUGAACUAUCUGGUGUAGGUGCAACUAGACUACUGUUAGGGAGGAAAUUCAAGGAUUAUGACCCAGGCAAUGAAGGAAUGGUUGGUGAUUUUGUGCAAAGUCAGGAUUUUAUAGUGCUGUCUUUGACCUUUUAGCUGGUGGAGGUCAUGGGCGUAGAAGGUGCUGGUAACGAAGCCUCAGUGAGUUGCUGCAGUUCAUGUUAUAGACGGUAUGCACUGCUGCCAAUGCAUGCUGCUUGUGGAGGGAGGGGAGGUUGAACAUGGUAGAUGGGAUACCAAUCAAAUGGACUACAUUGUCCUGGGUGACGAGGAGCUUCCUGGGGAUGAUUACAGCUGCACUCAUCCAGACAAGUCAAGAAUAUUCCAUCGCAUUCCUCCCUCAUACGUUGUCGAUGGUGGGCAGGAUAUAAGUAAAUUUUUAGUGAGUUCCAGACAAUCAUCUAGAUGCAACAACAGUUAUGCAGCUCAACACUGACUGAAAUACAAUAAAGGCUUUCAGUUCAAAAAACGAAGUCAUAGAAUUUUUAAAAAAUAAAAUUCUCUUUCAUUUUGUUCUGCUUAUGCCAGCGGGAUUCAAACUCAAAAAUCUGAAGAUUUUCAAUGGGAUGUUUUCAUAAAAACUCGGCUUGCAGGUGUAUAUUUUCAAAGCAGGUACAUGACCAAAAAUGUCUGCAGGUUUCAGGUUUCUAUUGAUUUGCUUAUUUCCAUUUUACCAUCAGUCUAGGCCCUUGUUAAGCAAUAGUUGUUGUAUAGAUGUUUGUGAUGUUCAUUUUCUCCAAAAUGCAAGACUCAUUUUCCAAAGCACUAUUUUGAAAGCUCAGUCACCACCUUGCGAUUAAUGCUUGCAUCAUCAGUGUUGUAACUCCAUGUAGAUGUCAUUUUUUUUUAUGUAAAG